This is a messenger RNA of Plasmodium fragile, 1422 nucleotides long. RefSeq lists its product as uncharacterized. The record is from RefSeq and is a predicted model, not a curated record. Bases 1 to 1422 code for a protein of 473 amino acids. The transcript has 2 exons. Lineage: Eukaryota; Apicomplexa; Aconoidasida; Haemosporida; Plasmodiidae.
AUGGGAAAGCUUAAGUUUUUUAAGAAUGCGAACUUAGUUUGCUUCGCGUUGUUGCACAUUUUAGUACAAGAUGAACACUCAGACGUAGGAAGACGCAUCCAGGCCAGGAACCUCUCCGAAUUUAUAUCAUCUAUAUUUCCAUCAUCAUUUGGAAGCGCCUUUUCUGAUGAUGACGAUUUGCUCCGAGAAGAUGAUUUUAGGUCAGGUGAGGAAGGCGAUAGGCGUGAUGACAAUAGUAGGAGGAGUUGUGAUAGCGAUUGUAUAGGUAGGGAGUCCUGUACCAGAGGUAACUGUCUCCGAGGCGAGUUGCCCACCAAUGGUAUUUCGACGGACGACAGGUCCGAUGAUUUUAGGUCGUGCACGGAGAGUGUGUCCUGUGGGUGCACUUCGUGCAAAGGACUUAGGGGCAGUUCUGGGGAUAUGACAGAUGAUCUUGUGGGUCAUAUUGCAGAUCAUUCGUUGGACAAUCGUGCGAAUGACCGAACUGAGGACACUGUGGAAGGCGCAGUGCGGGGAACUCUAGGUGACGACAUUGAAAGAAGGCUGAACGAUCGUGCAGACGUAAGGUUCGAAAAGUCAUUGGAAGAAACGUUGGAUGAUGAUGAUGUGGAAGAGCGUGCAGAUCGCUCUUUGAAUGAUAGAAUGGAAGAUGCAGUGAAGAACACGUUAGACGGCACUGUAGAGAAUGUGUUGGGUGACAAUGCGGAAGACAACAUGCUGAACCCAGAUGAAGACCUCAUGGAUGAUGAUUCUUUCGACCUUGGGGAUGAUCCAUCGGAUGAUUUAUUAAUUGAUUUAAAAUUUGCAGACCCAUAUGAUUUAGAUGCAAGUAUGAAUGAACCAUAUGACAGCGCUAGUGACAAGGUUAGUGAAGAUGCAGCAGAAUGUGAUUGUGUAGAAAACAGUUUUUGCCCUUUUAACAAUACCAGUUCUUAUGAUGGUAAGAUCUCAGAUUUAUCUGAAGUGUUAUCUGAGGAACAGCUAGAUGAGAAGGUGUUCAAUUUGGGUUCUGUUGUAGAUGUAAAGGAUAUGUACACCAUAUGGAAUUAUGUAAAUGAUAAUGAGAAGAGAAAGUUUUAUAGCAUGAGGACGAUAUUGCUGACUUACUGCGAUUGCCUAGCUGAUGCCUGUGGUAUCCCUUUUGAAAUUAAAAAACAGGAAUGGCUAAGGAUCCACCGAUUUAUGAAUAGAGUAUUUUUACGAUAUGAAAAAAGAUUCGCGAAAUAUACCCACUCGUUUUUGAAGCGUGGAAGAACCGAGAGAUGCAGAUUUGUUGACUUUUUAAGUAAUUAUAAAGCCAAGUGCAACAAGUUCAGAAACAUUAUGUACAACUACUGGAAGAGCAACAUCUUCACCAGGAUGGAAGCAUACCAACGCUUCUUAGAUGGCGUGAGCUCAAGAGAUACAAUGGAGAAUUUAUAA